AUGAAGAUUAAGAUACACUGCUCAGUGCUUGCUGAAGAUGCUAUAAAAACCGUUAUUCAUGAUUAUCAAAGUAAACAUAAAUCAGUAAUUAAAGAAAGCUGUAGUGAUGGUCAAAAAGUUAAAGUGUUGAUCGAUCCAAAAUCUAUUAUGUUUAUUCUUGGCUCUGAAAUGGAUUAUCGAUUAGAAAAAUUCUCAUCGGGUUUUGUUUUCAAAAAUCUUAAUGAGAAAGGAAAAUAUGAUUGUGGGGAGAGACUUCGUAUUGUUUAA
Molecule: messenger RNA, 267 nt
Organism: Brugia pahangi
Lineage: Eukaryota; Metazoa; Nematoda; Chromadorea; Rhabditida; Onchocercidae
Source: the annotation of a GenBank genome assembly